GGCGGCCCCGGCGGCCGAGGGGGAAGAGCGGCAGGCGCGGGAGAAGAUGCUGGCGGCGCGGCGCGCGGACGGCGCAGCCCCGGCGGCGGGCGCGGGCGAAGGGGUGACCCUGCAGCGCAACAUCACGCUGCUCAACGGCGUGGCCAUCAUCGUGGGCACCAUCAUCGGCUCGGGCAUCUUCGUGACGCCCACGGGCGUGCUCAAGGAGGCGGGCUCGCCGGGGCUGGCGCUGGUGGUGUGGGCCGCGUGCGGCGUGUUCUCCAUCGUGGGCGCGCUCUGCUACGCGGAGCUGGGCACCACCAUCUCCAAGUCGGGCGGCGACUACGCCUACAUGCUGGAGGUCUACGGCUCGCUGCCCGCCUUCCUCAAGCUCUGGAUCGAGCUGCUCAUCAUCCGGCCCUCCUCGCAGUACAUCGUGGCGCUGGUGUUCGCCACCUACCUGCUCAAGCCGCUCUUCCCCACCUGCCCGGUGCCCGAGGAGGCCGCCAAGCUCGUGGCCUGCCUCUGCGUGCUGCUGCUGACAGCCGUGAACUGCUACAGCGUGAAGGCCGCCACCCGGGUCCAGGACGCCUUCGCCGCCGCCAAGCUCCUGGCACUGGCCCUGAUCAUCCUGCUGGGCUUCGUGCAGAUUGGGAAGGGUGAUGUGUCCAACCUGGACCCUAAGUCUUCGUUUGAAGGCACCAAAUUAGAUGUGGGGAACAUUGUGCUGGCUUUGUACAGCGGCCUCUUUGCUUACGGAGGAUGGAAUUACUUGAACUUUGUCACGGAGGAGAUGAUCAAUCCUUACAGGAACCUGCCUCUGGCCAUCAUUAUCUCACUGCCCAUUGUCACUCUGGUGUACGUGCUGACCAACCUGGCCUACUUCACGACCCUAACCACCGAGCAGAUGCUGACGUCGGAGGCCGUGGCCGUGGACUUCGGGAACCACCACCUGGGCGUCAUGUCCUGGAUUAUCCCGGUCUUCGUGGGCCUGUCCUGCUUCGGCUCAGUCAACGGGUCCCUGUUCACGUCUUCCAGGCUGUUCUUCGUGGGGUCUCGCGAGGGCCAUCUGCCCUCCAUCCUCUCCAUGAUCCACCCGCAGCUCCUCACACCCGUGCCGUCCCUCGUGUUCACGUGCAUCAUGACGCUGCUGUAUGCCUUCUCCAGAGACAUCUUCUCUGUCAUCAACUUCUUCAGCUUCUUCAACUGGCUGUGCGUGGCACUGGCCAUCAUUGGCAUGAUGUGGCUUCGCUAUAAGAAGCCCGAGCUGGAGCGGCCCAUCAAGGUGAACCUGGCCCUGCCCAUAUUCUUCAUCCUGGCCUGCUUGUUUCUGAUUGCCGUGUCUUUCUGGAAGACGCCAGUGGAGUGUGGCAUUGGCUUCGCCAUCACCCUCAGCGGGCUGCCCAUCUACUUCUUCGGGGUCUGGUGGCAGAACAAGCCCAAGUGGCUGCUGCAGGGCAUCUUCUCCACAACCGUUCUCUGCCAGAAGCUCAUGCAGGUGGUCCCCCAGGAGACGUAACCAGGAGGGCCCAGAAAGCUGCCGGAAAGAACACACACUGACAUCGGAACACAACUCACCCCUCAAAAAGCACCUCCAGUCCCCUCCGUCCACAUGGCGUGUCCACACAGCACACUACGCCACCCACCGCCAGCUCACUCCCUGCCUCCCAGGGUGGGCGCCAAGGCUGCUGUGAAACUGGUACGACUUCAGCCCGAAGACAAGCUUCCACAAUACCUCAGUGGGCAGGCACAAGCUUGAGCCCAGGCCUGUACUCCCACUGCCUGGGGCUUCCUGCCACACUGGGCCGCCUCCCUUCCUGCCUGUUUACUUGCAUUUUUUUAAUUUAAAUCUUAUGUCAAGUCGACACCACCAAGAUGACUAUUUUUUGAAGAAAUGAGGGGGUGAGGUGGGGAGACUUAUCACUCCCCCUACACCCCCCGAACGCUGUGCCUCCAGGGGUUGGAUCCCUGUCCCCAGCGAACAGAACUACUGAGACUCGGACUGCGCCGUUGUGACCUCGGACCUGCUCUCAUGGCCACACAACUGGCCCAGACACGUGCGCUUGACUUUCUUAUUUUUUUAUUGUGAUAAAUGCAGUGACCUUCAUGAAAAUUAACCCUGUGGGUUCAUGUCUGUUUGCCUUAAGGCCCCGAGGCAGGUUCCUCCGCAGCACUGAGAGAGGUGUCACUCGAGGAGGGCAUGGGGGACAGGACCCAUGACUGACCCUGAAUCCCGUUCCCCCACCUCCAAGGUGCUCGGCAGGGCCCGGUUUCUGGCUUGAGGAUCUGCUGGACUCCUGACCGUACGUCCUACCCCAAGAUGCCAUCUGAGCAAAGGCAUAGACCUGGGAGUGCCAGUGUCUCCCCAGCACACACGCUAGGCCCAGCCUCCGGGCAGCGUGUCCUCUUGGCUGACUCUGCGUCCAGUUUGGGAGGCAAAGCCCUGCUCUCCGGUCUUCUAGAAACAGAAGAAAGGCAGACAUGCCAUGGCCCGGCUGCCUCGUGGACUCCUGUCUGAGGCUCCGCACAGCCAUGUCCCCUCCU
Messenger RNA from Carlito syrichta (Philippine tarsier), 2523 nucleotides. It is a transcript of the gene SLC7A5, whose product is annotated as solute carrier family 7 member 5. Gene Ontology annotation, molecular function: L-amino acid transmembrane transporter activity; neutral L-amino acid transmembrane transporter activity. The coding region runs from base 47 to 1498 and encodes 483 amino acids. The transcript is spliced from 10 exons. The record is from RefSeq and is a predicted model, not a curated record. Lineage: Eukaryota; Metazoa; Chordata; Mammalia; Primates; Tarsiidae. Gene Ontology annotation, cellular component: membrane. Gene Ontology annotation, biological process: neutral amino acid transport; amino acid transmembrane transport.